Molecule: messenger RNA, 1372 nt
Organism: Macroventuria anomochaeta
Lineage: Eukaryota; Fungi; Ascomycota; Dothideomycetes; Pleosporales; Didymellaceae
Product: branched-chain amino acid aminotransferase II
Exons: 3
Coding region: 388-1347 (319 amino acids)
Biological process (GO): branched-chain amino acid metabolic process
Molecular function (GO): branched-chain-amino-acid:2-oxoglutarate transaminase activity
Source: RefSeq, a predicted model, not a curated record
CUGUCUGGCUAUGCCCACGACCUCCCCACACCACAACAACAACCACACAUAUUACAGCAAACAUGUCUGACUUUCCUCCUAAGCCCGUUGAUACCAUUGACUGGAGCAACGUGGGCUUCAAGAUUCGUGAAGGUGAGUUACAUUCUGUUAUACGUUCGUAUUGAAGUCAAGCAAGAGAAGAUGCAAAUGUACCCAUUGUGUCACAAGAGAAAGCGCCCGGAAACUGGCACUUGAACAACCACUCCUUCACGACUCUAGCAGGACACAGCUGCAAUUAGUAUCUAAUGUGUGCCAGUUGCCGGACAUGUCGAGUCACACUACUCGCUUGAGACUGGAAAAUGGACAGAGCCAACUUUUGUGGAGGACCCGUUCCUGCGAAUCCACGGCAUGGCACCCGCUCUGAACUACGGCAUGCAGUGCUAUGAAGGCAUGAAGGCCUUCCGCUCGCCAGACGACACCAUCAACAUCUUCAGGCCGAACAUGAACGCCGAGCGUAUGCAGCACUCAGCCUCCUACAUCUCGGUUCCCGAUGUGCCUACAGAUCACUACCUCAAGUGCUGCAGCUUGGCGGUAGGAAUGAACGCAGCAUAUGUACCUCCUCAUGAGACAGGCGCAGCCAUGUACAUCCGUCCCCUGCUAUUUGGUAGUUCGGCACAAUUGGGUCUCAACCCACCUCAAGAGUACACUUUUGUGGUUUACUGCAUUCCCACUGGAGUGUACCACGGAACCAACCCUGUCGAUGCUCUGAUCCUCGAGGACUUUGACCGUGCGGCACCCGAGGGAACUGGCUCGGCGAAGAUUGGUGGUAACUACGCUCCAGUGUUGCGACACAGUGAAAAGGCGUACAAGGCAGGGUACGGUAUCACUCUGCACUUGGACAGCAAGACUCGAAGUGUCGUUGACGAGUUCUCCACCUCGGCCUUCAUCGGUGUCAAGAAGGACGGCGACAAGGUUAAGCUCAUUGCAUCCGGCAGCAAAAAUGUCAUCAAGAGUGUCACUGGCGACAGUGUGCUCAAGAUCGCUGAGUCGUUCGGCUGGGAGACAGAAUCACGAGAGAUCCCAUACGACGAGAUCAAAGAGUUCGACGAGGUCCUUGCCGCAGGAACCGCGGCAGCUUUGGUGCCUAUCAAGUCGAUCACUAUGAACUCGAAGAGCGACAAGAUCACCUUCCCCGCGGCAGAGAAGGAGCCUGGCCCGGUCUGCGUCAAGCUACUCACCACUCUGCGAGGUCUUCAGCAGGGCAAGAUUGAGGACAAGCAGGGCUGGCUGUACAAGGUCGAGAGGCCAGCACAGUUUGGCAAGACUGAUGUGAAUGGUGGCGCUAAGACGGUUGGCCAACUGCCUUGAUAGGUUUCGAUGACGAAGCAAACGA